Myzus persicae (green peach aphid) is the source of this 1695-nucleotide messenger RNA. It is a transcript of the gene Pect, whose product is annotated as ethanolamine-phosphate cytidylyltransferase. The coding region runs from base 361 to 1479 and encodes 372 amino acids. Gene Ontology annotation, molecular function: ethanolamine-phosphate cytidylyltransferase activity. NCBI's taxonomy places the organism in Eukaryota, Metazoa, Arthropoda, Insecta, Hemiptera, Aphididae. Gene Ontology annotation, biological process: phosphatidylethanolamine biosynthetic process. Gene Ontology annotation, cellular component: cytoplasm. The record is from RefSeq and is a predicted model, not a curated record. The transcript is spliced from 8 exons.
UAUGAUAAACGUUUCAAAACCUCACAAAUCGCAAUGAAAUAAAAACAUUAUUGAUAGCAUCGGUAUUCGUAGUAUUUUGCAUCGAUUUCUCUCGCGUCCACUUGCGAAUUACUUACGGCGGUGAACGAAUGAAAUACCAUUCUACGCUGCGUACUAAAAUCCGGUAUUACCGUUGCGACAGUCGUUGCCCGUCGUUACACGUUACUCGUUAGCAUUCCAACGCGCACAUACAACAGCGAGACACGUCGACGCAGGCGUCGCACUCAGUCGCAGUCGAUCAGCGGUGUUCACGUCUCAAUCAGCGAGUCAGGUCUUAGUCUCCAUUUGGUUGCGCAGCUCCGGGCGUCCGUACCCGGAAAGAUGAGCGAACAAGUUGAAAAUAAGCCCGUGAGGGUCUGGUGCGACGGUUGUUUCGACAUGGUGCACUUUGGUCACGCAAACUCGCUGCGACAAGCCAAAGCAUUGGGACAUUAUCUGGUCGUAGGCAUACACACCGAUGACGAAAUCACCAAGCACAAAGGGCCACCCGUUUUUACAGAACAAGAGAGAUCCAAAAUGGUGAGAGCAAUUAAAUGGGUUGAUGAAGUAGUUGAAGGUGCUCCUUACGUAACAAAUCUCGAAACUUUGGAUCAACAUAAUUGUGACUUUUGUGUUCACGGAGAUGAUAUAACGGUUACAGCAGAUGGAGUUGACACAUAUCAUCUUGUUAAAAAAGCUAAUAGAUAUAAGGAAGUGAAACGAACUGAAGGAAUUUCAACUACGGAUGUAGUAAGCCGUAUGUUGUUAAUGACAAGACAACAUUUUUACAAGGGUGAUAAAGAAUAUGAAGUGGAAAAAGAGCAUUCCUCAGUGAUGGGUCAAGACAAAGCUGCCAGAAGUCCAUGGACUGGAUGUUCUCAAUUUUUACCUACUACCAAUAAAAUAAUUCAAUUCAGUGAAGGCAUCGAACCUAAGCCCACUGAUAGAGUAGUAUACGUUGCUGGUGCUUUCGAUAUAUUUCAUGUUGGUCACUUGGAUUUUUUAGAAAAAGCCCAUCAGCAUGGUAAUUUUCUUAUUGUUGGCUUACACACUGAUCCAGUAGUUAACCAAUACAAAGGCUUGAAUUAUCCAAUUAUGAAUUUACAUGAACGAGUCUUGAGUGUGCUUGCCUGCAAAUAUGUAUCUGAAGUUGUUAUUGGAGCUCCGUACAGUGUAACGGCUGAUUUAAUGAAACAUUUUCAUGUUGAUGUUGUGUGCCACGGUAAAACACCAGUAAAGAUGGACAUAAAUGGUGAAGACCCAUAUGCGCUUCCAAAAUCGAUGAAUAAAUUUGUGAUUGUUGAUUCAGAAAAUAGCAUGACAACAGAAAAAAUUGUCGAGCGUAUUAUAAUUCAUAGACUCGAGUUUGAAGCUAGAAAUUUUAAAAAAGAAGCUAAGGAGUUGGCAAUCAUCAAACAAAUGGAAGACCAAUUAGAAAAAAUAAAAGUGGGAUCAUGCUAGUAUUUGUUUGAGUUAAUUUUUAACCGAUCAUAAAAUGUGCUGAUAAUAAGUCAUGUAAUUGAUUAUUCAUCCAAAUAAUUUUAAUACCAUGUUACCAAUCCAUAGAUUGAUCAUUUUCUUCUUUGUGUAUCUGUAUUUGUUGUUUGAUUUUUAUUUAUUAAUUUAUUAUUAUUAUUAUUAUCAUUACUAUUGGCUAAUUAUACAAUACUACAAUAC